AUCAAGACAAACGAGAGAAAAAAUCUCAAAAUCAUCAGUUCUUCCAUCCAUGGGAGUUGAGUGUACGUCCUCAAGGCACCAGAGCCCCAGGCUGUCGCCAGACCGUGCCAAUGACGUAGGGAUUGAGAGUGUGCAAAGUGAAAGCCUUGUGCCGCCAGACGGUGGCUAUGGAUGGAUCUGCGUCGCUGCAUGCUUCACAAUCAAUUGCUUUACUUGGGGUGCCGUCUCGGCCUAUGGCAUCUAUUUGUCUCACUAUCUUGCAGAAGCCUUGUUCCCUGAAGCAACGACCUGGGACUAUGCCUUCAUUGGGGGGUUUAAUUUUGCCAUAGCCAUGGUCGUUGCACCCGCUGUGACAGUCUUGUGCCGCAAGUUCGGAAUCCACGUCAUCAUGUGCUGCGGUCUGCUAUUUCAGCUUGCAGGCUUCCUCUCGGCUUCCUUUUCGCAUCGCGUUUGGCAGCUCCACAUCUCCCAAGGCGUCUUGAUUGGUUGUGGAAUUGGCUUCCUUUACAUUCCCUGCCUACCAGUUCUCUCCCAAUGGUUUGACAAACGACGCAGUCUCGCAAACGGCAUCAGCGCGGCAGGUUCUGGCGUCGGUGGGGCAGCAUUCGCAUGGGGAUCAGAAGCUAUCAUUCAGCGAUUUGGCAUUGCCUGGGCACUGCGCAUCACAGGUAUACUCGCAUUUACGGCAAACACCAUUGCAACCAUUUUCAUCCGCGAUCGGAACAAGGCCAUUCGGCCGUCUCAAUUAGGCUUUGAUACAAAGCUGUUGAGGCGAGGUGAUGUGCUCUUGCUGCUCGCUUGGGCCUUCAUCAGCAUGCUGGGUUAUAUUGUCCUGCUUUUCUCUCUAUCCGACUUUGCGUUAUCCAUUGGGCUGUCGCGAUCUCAAGCUACUGAUAUGAUUGGCUUGCUGAACGUGGGCACUGCCAUCGGGCGGCCGAUCAUAGGCAUUCUUAGUGAUCGAUGGAAUCGUAUAGACACAGCCGGAGCGUUGACGCUCUUGUGUGGAGUGGCAUGUUUUGCCUUUUGGCUGCCUUCCACGUCAUAUGGGCUGACUGUUUUCUUCGUCAUACUGUGCGGGGCUAUAGUGGGUGUUUUCUGGAUGACGAUUGGCCCAUUGUGUGUCGAAGUCGCAGGGAUCAAAGACUUGCAGUCUCUAUUAUCUCUGUCUUGGGCGGCUGUCAUUAUCCCCUCCAUAGGUAUGUGCAUCCAACCAGUCCUUGUGAAGUUUCAGUACAUGAUGCCUUACAGUAUCUGAGGGCAUUGCGCUCAAACUUAGGCGCCCCAACUCUUCUCGAGAAUAUCUAUAUGCUCAAAUCUUCGCUGGUCUUUCUUACAUAGUCGCCAGCGCACUCAUGUUGCAACUGCGCAGGGUGAAGCGCCGCCAGGCUCGCAGUUGCUGAGCUGCGUACGUCGCCACGAUGGCUCCAACAUAAGAGUAGGAAUUUGGCACAGGCGUUAUUGCCUAAUCUGACGAGUGCAAUUGGCCCAAUGCUGGAGUUGAGGAACAACAAGUCGUUUAUCGUUCAUCCAUUAGCUCUAGCACACGAGUAUUCUUGACAUUACACUCCUCAUCCCCAACGCAGCCCAGACUAGCUCUGAUUCGACUGUGAUCUCCAUCACCGCGCAUUUCAGCAAUAAUGGUAGCAGCCGUC
This is a messenger RNA of Bipolaris sorokiniana ND90Pr, 1652 nucleotides long. RefSeq lists its product as uncharacterized. The transcript has 3 exons. The coding region runs from base 50 to 1255 and encodes 401 amino acids. Gene Ontology annotation, biological process: transmembrane transport. The record is from RefSeq and is a predicted model, not a curated record. Gene Ontology annotation, molecular function: transmembrane transporter activity. Lineage: Eukaryota; Fungi; Ascomycota; Dothideomycetes; Pleosporales; Pleosporaceae.